AUGGCUGUUGAUAGGUUGAAAAUGGAGCCAGCAACAAAGAAGUUGUACCCAAACCUCGAGCUGACCAUUUCAUAUUUAUCUCAGGACAGUGCUUUUUUCCUUCGGUGGAAAAUGGCCGUUCGUCAUCUUCAGGACAAAUACAUCUGGAAGGUGACACUGUGCAAAUUUUAUGUGACACGGGCUACAACCUUGCAGAUAAUCAGAGCAGCAUUACAUGUAUGGAAGAUGACUGGUCCUCUCCUCCCAAACGCAGCCCUGCCGGGCGCCUCGGGCCGACCAGAGGAGACAACAGAACCCGACUCCGGAAAGGUCGGAAGGAUUCAUGGACCGGGGCCCGUCCUCACCCAGCCCCAGAGGGGCGAGCUGGACGCGUGCACCAUUCCGGGGAGGAGAGGCCAUUCCGGGAGAGCAGCCCUCGGCUACACGUCCCCAGCGGGCGGCGGCGGCGGCGGGAGCGGAGCGAUGGAUCGCCGGCGGCCGGGGAAGCGAUACACACUGGGGUGCGGCCUCGGAUCGGAAGCCCCAUGGACGACGAGACGUGGGCGGGCGGCGGAGAGGGAAGGGAGGACACCGGCAAGGCGGCGGCGGCGGCGGCGAAGGGGGGCGGGGGGUAGUCGGACCCCACCAACCCACUACGGUAACGGAAACCCACGGACCCUUCGGGCAACCAUCGCGUGCUCGACUGCCCGACACCACCGACCAACCCGGCGCGCGCGAAGCCUAGGCCCGGUCCGAGGGCACAAAGCCGGGGAUACCAUCAGCCGGAGCGACACUCAACGUGGCGAGGCCGGCUUCGGUCCCGGACCGGGGGCCACGCGGUACGACCGGUCGGACGACGGGGGAUCGACAACGGCGAGGAGGCUGUGGCGCGCGGAAAGGCCAGCGGGCACCGCCGGGGCGGGGGCGCGGGCGCGCGCGGACGGCCUGGGGAAAUCCCUGAACGCAGUCGCGGGGAAAACGCACACGUGGUCUUACCGGCAGAGCAUUGAGCACAAGGGCGGCCCUGUGACGCCUGAACGCCAGCUGGCCUCGGCAACGCUGAAAACCUCCCACGGCCCGGCCCCGCCACCAAGGCCACCGAACCCCCGCGCGACUUCGAACGCAGCCGGCUGCGCCCCACCCACUCUGCGGAGGGGCCCCUCGUACGUCCAUCCGUCCGGUCCAGGGGCUCACCCCGCGCGGGUGUCAGCUGCGACGGGACGUGAGCGGCGGAAAGCUGCACGACGGCGUGGGGGACGGGGGGAGAGGUUGGGGCGGGCCCCGCCCCCCCCCGCCACCAGGUGCGCGACAGGAGAACCACGCGCACGCGGCCCCAUCGCUGGACGCCAGCCCGGCAUGGCGAGACCCUCCCUGGACUCCGAGGGGGAAGGCGUGGGCCGCGGUAGGCGAAGAGCGGCGCGCGGUGCCACUGGGUGCCGGCGGACCCCUCCUGGGAAGGAGGGGGCUCCGCCUACAAGCCACUAUCGGUGGCUACGCGCUAGAGAAGGGGCAGCGGCUGGGGAUCCUAUCCUAUACCCCAAGGCACCCCCGAGAAUCGCUAGAGGAGGCCUUCUCACCCAGGACGGGCGGUCCCCACCCACCGCCCCCCGUCUGGCCCUGCAAGGCGCUCAUACCGUGUCCACCCUUCACUUAUGCAGCGAGGGAACAGAGUACUGCAGCAGCAACCGAAGGCCCGGGAAGGUUGCAUCCAUUUUUCUUUCCACUAGAGCCAGAUUUGGUGAAACGCAGGGCCUCGCGGGUACGCGGCACACGCGAACUUUGGAAAACGACGUUGUUAAAUGUUUACCAGUAACAGAACCAGAGAAUGGGAGAGUUAUCUCUGGUGCACUGGAAUCAGACCAAGAAUAUUCUAGUGGACCAGCGGUACAGUUUGAGUGUAAUUCACGAGUCACAUGUAAUCCUCCUUAUAUUGCAAAUGGUUUCUACACAUCUCAAAGGAUUAUACACAGAAGUGAAGAUAAAAUCAGCUACAGGUGAAAAGAUGGCUUUUAUCCUGCAACCAGGGGAAAUACGGCACUAUGUACGAGCAGUGGCUGGUCACCUACACCAAGAUGUACCCUAAAGCCUUGUGAUUUUCCAGAAAUAAAAAAUGGAUAUCUACACCAAGAAGAUUAUUAUAGAUCAAACUUUCCAGUAGACAUAGGAAAAUAUUACUACUACUACUGUAAUAGGGGUUUUGUGACUCCUUCACAAAACUCUGGGGGUUACAUAAAAUGCACAAGAGAAGGAUGGUCACCAGAUGUCCCAUGCCUCAAAAGAUGCUAUUUGUAUCAUGUGGAGAAUGGAUAUUCUCAUUAUUCAAGAAGACAUCAUUUAGAGGGUCAUUCUGUAGGUGUUCAGUGCAAUCCUGGCUAUAGCCUUCAGAAUGGACAUAGCACCAUUGCUUAUACAGAGUAUGACUGGUCUCCUCCUCGCAGAUGCAUCCGUGUCAAAGCAUGUUCAAAAUCAGAUAUAAAAAUUCAGAAUGGAUUUAUUUCUGAAUCUAAGUAUAUGUAUCCUAUAAAUUAUCAAACACAAUAUACGUGUAAACCAGGAUAUGUAACAGCAGAGGGUAAAAUAUCAGAAUCUAUCACGUGCUUGGAAAGUGGAUGGUCUACUCAACCCAUAUGCAUUAAAUCUUGUGAUAUGCCAUUCUUUGAGAAUGCCAGACCAAAAAGUGAUGGCACAUGGUUUAAGCUCAAUGACAAGCUGGACUAUGAAUGCAGAGCUGGCUAUGAAAACACAGGUGGAAGCACCACAGGCUCUAUAGUAUGUGGUGAUGAUGGUUGGUCUGACACACCCACGUGUUAUGAAAGAGAAUGCGGUGUUCCUGAUAUACCACCAAACUUAAACGCUUCGCCCAAGAAAGACAAAUAUAAAAUUGGAGAUGUACUGCAUUUCUCCUGUAGACAGAGAUCUAAAAGAGUUGGACCGGAUUCCAUUCAGUGCUACCACUUUGGGUGGUCCCCAAAUCCCCCAACAUGUAAAGGGCAAGUAAAAUCUUGUGGUCCACCUCCUCAGCUCCUCAACGGGGACAUUAAGGGGUCAAAGAAAGAAAAAUAUGACCACAGUGAAGUGGUGGAAUAUGAUUGCAAUCCCAGAUUCCUAAUGAAGGGAUCUAAGAAAAUUCAAUGUGUUGAUGGAGAUUGGACAACUUUGCCUAUAUGUGUUGAGGAAGAGAGUACAUGUGGGGAUGUACCUAUACUGGAGCAUGGCUAUAGCUUGUCCUCUGACCCUCCCUAUCACCAUGGACAUUCAGUGGAGUUCAGUUGCAGAGAAUCCUUUACAAUGAUUGGAUACAGAUCAGUUACAUGUGUCAAAGGAAUGUGGACCCAACUUCCUCAGUGUACUGCAACAGAACAACUUCAGAAGUGUAAAUUAUCAAGGAUACAUGGAUCCAAUUCAAGACUAUCAGAUCAGACUAAAUUUAAUCAUAAUGCCAACUUCAGUUACAGAUGUAGAGGAAAAUCAGAACACAAACAAUCAACCUGCAUAAAUGGAAGGUGGGAUCCCAAGCUAACUUGCACAGAAGAAAAAAAACAGUUAUGCCCACCUCCACCUCACAUUCCCAAUACUCGAGAUAUGACAACGACAGUGAAUUAUCAGGAUGGAGAAAAAAUAUCUAUUCUCUGUCAAGAAAAUUACCUCAUUCAAGAAGCCGAUGAAAUUGUGUGCAAAGAUGGAAGAUGGCAGUCAAUACCUCGCUGUGUUGGAAACAUUCCAUGUUCUCCACCACCUCAUAUUAAACAUGGAAUAAUUAACUUAUCUAGAUUUUCAGAAGUAAGGAAAGCAACAUCCAAACCUAGACUCUAUUCACAUGGUAGAAAAUUAACUUGUAUUUGUGAAGAUGGUUUCAGCCUAUCUGAAGAAGAAACAUGCCACAUGGGAAAAUGGAGUUCUCCACCUCAGUGUGUAGGACUGCUUUGUGAGCCACCACCUUUGAUUCCUCACGGUGUUCUAUCUCAUGAGUUAGACAGCUACUAACGUGGAGAAAUCACAUACAACUGUACUGAUGGUUUUGGCAUUGAUGGUCCUGAGUCUAUGAAAUCGUUAGGAGGAAAAUGGCCUCCCCCACCAGAAUGCAAAAAUACAGAUUGUCUGAAAUUACCCACAUUUGCUAAUGCAGUACUCAAAGACCUGGAAAAAGAAUCAUAUAGGUCAGGAGAACAAGUAGAGUAUGAAAAAAAUUUCCAAUUAGAUGAGUCAAAUACUGUAGAGUGUAUCAAGGGCAAAUGGAUAGGUAGCCCAACAUGCAAAGAUAUUUCCUGUGGGAAUCCACCUGAAGUGAAAAAUGCUAAUAUUAUCUCAAAACAGAUGACUAGGUAUCCACCUGGAGAGAGAGUACUUUUUGAAUGUAACAAACCUUAUUCCCUGUAUGGAGAGGUAGAAGCGAUGUGUCUGAGUGGAACCUGGACAGAAGCACCUCAGUGCAAAAAUUCUGAAGGACAAUGUGGGCCGCCUCCACAUAUUGAAAAUGGAGACACAACUUCAUUCCCAUUACCUUCCUAUGCUCAAGGAUCAUCAGUUGAGUACCAAUGCCAGAACCUCUAUGAACUUCAGGGGAACAAACAUAUAACAUGCAGAAAUGGACGGUGGUCAGAACCACCAAAAUGUUUAGAUGCAUGUGUAAUAUCAGAAGAAAUGAUGGAAAAAUAUAACAUACAGUUAAAAUGGAAAAAUGACAAAAAAACUUAUGUCAAAACAAAUGAUACUGUUGAAUUUACUUGUAAAUUGGGACAUAGGGAAAAGACACCAAGAGAAACUUUCCAACCAACAUGUCAGGAAGGGAAUCUGGAGUAUCCCAGUUGUGAAACAUACUUUGGUUAA
Molecule: messenger RNA, 4806 nt
Organism: Trichechus manatus latirostris (Florida manatee)
Lineage: Eukaryota; Metazoa; Chordata; Mammalia; Sirenia; Trichechidae
Product: complement factor H-like
Biological process (GO): complement activation
Molecular function (GO): complement component C3b binding
Source: RefSeq, a predicted model, not a curated record